AUGCCGAGCAUUACUUUAAGCAAUCCCGAGGACAAGGCCACAGUCAAACGGUUUCUCUCCUCGCCCAACACCAGGAUCAUCACCGCAACGGUGGCCAGGCUCUAUGUGGCCUAUCCAGACCCCCUUCGAUGGACAUACACAGGCAUCAUGGGUGCUGUCGCGCUCAUCCAAACAAACAACACCUUCUUUCUCCGUAUCGUCGACCUCUUGUAUGGCAGAGGCGUCGUUUGGGAACAGGAAUUGUACGAUGGGUUCAUCUACUCCCAAGACAAGCCGUUCUUCCAUUCGUUUCAUGCAGAGAAAUACAUUGCAGGAUUCUCGUUUGCGGAUGAAUUGGAGGCAGACGUCUUUUACGGCAAGGUCCAUAGACGAGCGCUCUUGCGACCAUUCAAACCUGUGCCGUCUACAGGGGCAUUGGUCAGAUCAGGAAAGGCUGGAGGAGCACAGGGUCGUGGACGGAUUCCGCUUCACAAUGGCAAGCUCGACAAAUCAAGGAUCGGUCUGCCUUCAGACUUUCGACAUGUCGGGCAUAUAGGGUGGGAUCCAGACGUUGGGUUUGAUGCACAAAAUAUCGACCCAGCAUGGCGGGAAUUGUUUGAACAGCUCGACACGUGCGGUGUGAGUCGCCAACAGAUCAACGAGAACGCAACCUUCAUCACCGAGUUUAUCAGCGCCCAUGGCGGACUACCCAAGAAUGCCUCCAAACAAAAGAAACCUGACCUCUCCAGGAUUGACUCGCCCCCUCCAUUGCGGCCACAGUCUCCACAACAACAACAAAAACGACCUCCCCCACCACCUCCACCACCUGGCCAUAAUAACGUUGCGUCAUUACCGUCACCCACGGCGUCAAUGGCCUCUCCGGUGCCCUUCCAUGGAUAUCUACCUAGACCAUUGGCGCAAGUGAUGGCGAGUCUCUCGUUUGGGUCAUCAUCCUAUUAUGGCACAUCCAAUGCCAACUCACAAUCACCGCCUUCUCCGCGUGCUUCGGAAGCGCUCAUCAACUCAACUCUAUCACCAGCCAAUAAUGCGCCUGCCGAAAUCAGCGCAGCAGCAGUACCUCCUGCACCCAGUACCGCACCGCCCCCUCCUCCCCCUCCUCCUCCGCCACCACCACCACCACCACCACCACCAAUGAUAAAUGCCACCGCAAAAGACACAAGAUCACCUUUGGCGAUAUCUGGAUCGAUCCAGACGGCUAGCCACGCAAAGAAUAAGGCCUAUAACAACAUCAACAACAUCAACAACAUUAACAAAGACAAUAAUAACACUGGCAACGUAGUGAAGAGCCCUGUGGAGAGCUCCCUGCUGGCGAGUAUCCGCGAAUCCGGUGGAUUACAGGGACUGCGCAAGACGGGGGCACUUCGAUCGCCUCGUCCGAUCCCCGCACGGCCGCUCUCACCGCUGGGAGGACCAUCGAGUAGUAGUCAGGGGGAUCUUGUGUCGGCACUGGUGGCGGCGCUGCAGCGACGACAGACUCGACUGACAUAUAGCGAUGAUGAAGGACAGGCACCGAGCGAGGACGAUGAUAGCUGGGAUGCGGAUGAGUGA
Molecule: messenger RNA, 1548 nt
Organism: Gamsiella multidivaricata
Lineage: Eukaryota; Fungi; Mortierellomycota; Mortierellomycetes; Mortierellales; Mortierellaceae
Exons: 5
Coding region: 1-1548 (515 amino acids)
Biological process (GO): actin filament organization; regulation of Rho protein signal transduction
Molecular function (GO): small GTPase binding
Source: RefSeq, a predicted model, not a curated record